UCCUGAGACACAUGCCGCUGCAACAGCCGUUGUCGCAGCAGCAGAACCAGCCGUACCAGCAGCAGCAGCAGCAGGAUCCGCAGGACCAGCAGCAGCAGCAGCAGCAGCAGCAGCAGCAGCAGCAGCAGCAGCAGCAGCAGCAGCAGCAGCAGCAACAGCAGCAGCAGCCGCAGAAACAGCAGCCGGGGGACCAGCAGCAACAGCAGGACCAGCAGCCGUAGCAGCAGCAGCACCAGCAGUGGAGGCCUGCCUGGCGUCCAACAGCCCGACCCGCCUCAAGGACCUCGGCAUGGAAGCCCCUGAUGAUGUUGUG
Messenger RNA from Closterium sp. NIES-67, 313 nucleotides. The record is from the annotation of a GenBank genome assembly. NCBI's taxonomy places the organism in Eukaryota, Viridiplantae, Streptophyta, Zygnematophyceae, Desmidiales, Closteriaceae.